AUGAAGCUCUCUGCUGUUCUUUCCACCUUGAUGGUGGCUGGCCUGGUUGCCGCGGCUCCUCCUGCUCCUCGUCCUACUGGCCUCCAGAUUCAUUCUCAUCCGGACUCUCCUCCUAAUGCUCCUGCUCCCAAGCCCCACGACGACGGUCCUCACAGGCGGGAUGACGGACCCAAGCUUCCCAAGGACGACUCUAAGCCUCAUGAUUCGCCCAAGCCCAAGCCAAAGAAGAAGGACCCUGCUCCGAAGGAUCUUAAGGGCCCUAAGGACCCAAAACCCCACGACCAUGGCCCUCACAAGCGUGAUGGCCCAAAGCCUCCUAAGGACGGUCCCAAGCCCAACGAUUCGCCGAAGCCUCAACCUCACAAGGAUGCUCCCGCCCCUAAGGAUCCCAAGCCUCAUGACAAUGGUCCCCACAAGCGUGAUGACGGACCGAAGCCUCCAAAGGAGGGACCUAAACCUGACGACUCACCGAAGCCUCACAAGCAGGCUCCCGCUCCCAAGGAUCCUCAGGGCCCAAAGGACCCCGAGCCUCAUGACAAUGGUCCCCACAAGCGUGACGGACCCAAGCCUCCUAAGAAAGGCCCCAACCCUGGCGAUUCUCCCAAGCCUAAGCCUCAACCUCACAAAGACGCACCUGCUCCCAAGGACGACAAGCCGCACGACAACGGUCCUCACAAGCGUGACGAUGGCCCGAAACCUCCCAAGAACGGUCCCAAGCCUGACAACUCGCCCAAGCCUAAGCUCCAGCCUCACCAGAAGGCUCCUGCUCCCAAGGACGACAAGCCUCAGGAUCCUCCUAGGCCCAACUGA
Aspergillus sclerotioniger CBS 115572 is the source of this 810-nucleotide messenger RNA. RefSeq lists its product as uncharacterized. The record is from RefSeq and is a predicted model, not a curated record. The transcript is spliced from 2 exons. The coding region runs from base 1 to 810 and encodes 269 amino acids. Lineage: Eukaryota; Fungi; Ascomycota; Eurotiomycetes; Eurotiales; Aspergillaceae.